Molecule: messenger RNA, 1480 nt
Organism: Sturnus vulgaris (Common starling)
Lineage: Eukaryota; Metazoa; Chordata; Aves; Passeriformes; Sturnidae
Gene: SEPTIN11
Product: septin 11
Molecular function (GO): GTP binding
Source: RefSeq, a predicted model, not a curated record
CGGCGGGCGGCAGCGCAGCGCAGAGCACCGCAGCGCGAUGGCCGUGGCCGUGGGCAGACCGGCGAACGAUGACCUCAGGAACCUGUCCCUGUCCGGCCACGUGGGCUUCGACAGCCUCCCGGACCAGCUGGUCAACAAGUCAACGUCACAGGGCUUCUGCUUCAACAUCCUCUGUGUGGGUGAGACUGGCAUUGGCAAGUCGACGCUCAUGGACACCCUGUUCAACACCAAGUUCGAGAGCGAGCCCGCCACGCACAACGAGCCCGGCGUGAGGUUGAAAGCGCGGAGCUACGAGCUCCAGGAGAGCAACGUGCGCCUCAAGCUGACCAUUGUGGACACGGUGGGCUUUGGAGAUCAGAUCAACAAGGAUGACAGCUACAAGCCUAUAGUGGAAUACAUUGAUGCCCAGUUCGAAGCCUACCUGCAGGAAGAGCUGAAGAUCAAGAGAUCCCUGUUCAACUACCACGACACGCGCAUCCACGCCUGCCUCUACUUCAUUGCUCCCACCGGACACUCGCUCAAGUCCCUGGACCUGGUCACCAUGAAGAAGCUCGACAGUAAGGUGAACAUCAUCCCCAUCAUAGCCAAGGCUGACACCAUUGCAAAGAACGAGUUGCACAAGUUCAAGAGUAAAAUCAUGAGCGAGCUGGUCAGCAACGGCGUCCAGAUCUACCAGUUCCCGACGGACGAGGAGACGGUGGCCGAGAUCAAUGCCACCAUGAGUGUCCACCUUCCUUUUGCCGUGGUUGGCAGCACUGAAGAAGUGAAGAUUGGCAACAAGAUGGCAAAAGCCAGGCAGUACCCCUGGGGUGUGGUGCAGGUGGAAAAUGAAAACCACUGUGACUUUGUGAAGCUGCGGGAGAUGCUGAUCCGAGUGAACAUGGAGGAUUUGAGGGAGCAGACGCACACCCGGCACUACGAGCUCUACCGGCGCUGCAAGCUCGAGGAGAUGGGCUUCAAGGACACGGAUCCAGACAGCAAACCUUUCAGUCUCCAAGAGACUUAUGAAGCGAAGAGGAACGAAUUCCUGGGCGAACUGCAGAAGAAGGAGGAUGAAAUGAGGCAGAUGUUCGUGAUGCGAGUGAAGGAGAAGGAGGCAGAGUUGAAGGAAGCAGAGAAGGAUCUCCACGAAAAGUUUGACCAUCUAAAGAGGACUCACCAAGAAGAGAAGAAAAAGGUGGAAGACAAAAAGAAGGAACUUGAGGAAGAGCUGAGCAACUUUCAAAAGAAGAAGGCAGCAGCUCAGCUAUUACAGUCACAGGCUCAGCAGGCAGGGUCUCAACAAACCAAGAAAGACAAGGACAAGAAAAACUUCUUCUUUAUGUAACGGUCACCUUGCCAAAGCCCCCACACCCCCUCUCCCAGUGGACCAUAGGGCACUGGAAGAGCUGCGGAUCCGGGCAGCCCUGGCACGAGAAGAGCCAUCUCAUUCCUCCAUCACGCGUGUCCUCCUCUCCUUCCCCCUUUGUUCCCACCCGUG